Messenger RNA from Ruditapes philippinarum (Manila clam), 623 nucleotides. RefSeq lists its product as uncharacterized. NCBI's taxonomy places the organism in Eukaryota, Metazoa, Mollusca, Bivalvia, Venerida, Veneridae. The transcript has 5 exons. The annotation marks the transcript as partial. The record is from RefSeq and is a predicted model, not a curated record.
AAACUGACUAAAAUAUUAAUAAACAAAUGCUGUGGAGAAGUUGAGGAAGAUAGACAUACAAAUUUCAUCACUUUAUUAAAGCUAAAGUUUGAAAGAAGAUAUGUUGAAUACUUUUAUAAUAGUUGUGUGGACAUUUCAUAUAUAUUUCAGUACAAUUACCCAGGCUGCAGAUUGCAAUGGAAAUACAAGGGUUGGCAAAGACAACCCCGAUAGUAACAAGAUGACUGGCGAAACAGACACGUACUUCUUGGCCACUGGGUACAUGAUCGAUUGUUGUGGUGUACUCGACACAUGGUACUAUGACGCAGAUGUCGAGAACGAAGAGGUUGAGCUUCACGUUUGGCGACCAACCACAGGAGAUAACUUUCGACUAAUAAGCACGACAAAGCAUACUGCUAAUAAAGACAAUAAACAGACGGUGACUCCAGUUAAUUUUCCAUUGGUACUCCCAGGGGACCGUUUAGGAUGGUAUUCAACCGUUGAUGUGAUUGGUUAUAAAACCGGUGGAAAUGAUGCGAACGCGAUUUACUUACCUGCAACGUCUGUUAACACGGCAGGUGACGUCACAUGGGUCGGAACGACUGUAUCACAAGAAUGGGCAAUAGGAGCAAGGCUUGGUGAAC